AUGGAAACGCUGGAGGAAAUAGAGCUGUGUGUCCCACAGCUUAACUCCUCCUGCAGAAAGCCAGUUCACUCCCAGACCACAGUUCUGCUCAUUUACGUUCUGCUUUCUUCCAUCUCCUUCUUCACUGUGGCUCUGAAUCUACUUGUCAUCGUCGCCAUUUCCCACUUCAGGCAGCUUCACACCCCAACCAACCUCCUCCUUCUUUCUCUGGCUGUCUCUGACCUCCUUGUGGGCCUUCUGCUGAUGCCGGUUGAAAUAAUCUACAUAGAAGCCUGCUGGUUUCUUGGGGACAUUGUGUGCACUCUCUAUUAUAUUGCAGACUACAUAAUCACCUCUGCUUCUGUUGCAAAUAUGGUUUUGAUUUCGAUCGACCGGUAUGUUGCUAUCUGUGAUCCUCUGCAUUACCCUACCAAGGUCACUAAGAGCACAACACAGGUCUGUGUGAGUCUAUGCUGGAUUGUUUCCGUAUUCUACAGGCUACUUCUUUUACAGGAUCAUGUGGUAAAUCCAGGUGUGUCUGUCUCCUGCAUUGGAGAGUGUGUAGUUGUCAUCAGCAACAUUGCAGGGAUAAUUGACAUGGUUUUCACAUUCAUCAUGCCAAUUACUGUCAUCUUAUGUCUGUAUUUCAGAGUAUUUGUUGUUGCUGUGUCCCAGGCUCGGAUGAUGCGUUCCCAAAUUUCAACGGCACCUGGCAAGCAUGGCUCUGUAACUAUGUGGAAAAAUGAGAUGAAAGCAGCCAGAACUCUUGGUAUUGUUGUGGUUGUGUUUUUGAUUUGUUUCUGUCCUUACUUUUUUCCAUCUCUGGAGGGUGAAGACACUUCUGUCAAUGCUUCUUCUGCAGCCUUUGAGAUUUGGCUCGCACAUUUUAACUCCUGUUUAAACCCUGUCAUUUAUGCCUUUUUCUACCCUUGGUUCAGAAAAUCUAUUAAGAUUAUUCUCUCUCGUCAGAUUCUAAAGCCAGGCUCCAGUAGCAUCAAAAUACUUCACUGAUUAGAGAUUUAAAGUGUAAAUGAACAAAUCAAUCCAAAGAGAGAUUUUUUCCCCUUUGUCUGCAUUUAGGUGACAUAGUGGAGUAAAACAAUAACUACAGUUUUUUUUUUUUUUUUACCAGGAUAUGUUAAACUGUACCAGAGGGAAAUUUUGAUGUUGAUCUAAAUAUUUUCCACAUCUGCAAAUUCUAUAACCAGAGAUGUGGCUCUGCCUAGAUAUUUAGCAUAAUGUCAAAGUUGUGCUGCAAUCCCAAAUAUUUUUUAUACCCGUGUUAGAUUCAGAUUAAAAUUGUUCUCUAAAUUUAUCAAAUAUGUUUUCCUUGGCUU
Molecule: messenger RNA, 1316 nt
Organism: Cyprinodon variegatus (sheepshead minnow)
Lineage: Eukaryota; Metazoa; Chordata; Actinopteri; Cyprinodontiformes; Cyprinodontidae
Product: trace amine-associated receptor 8b-like
Exons: 2
Coding region: 1-990 (329 amino acids)
Biological process (GO): G protein-coupled receptor signaling pathway
Cellular component (GO): membrane
Molecular function (GO): trace-amine receptor activity
Source: RefSeq, a predicted model, not a curated record